Brassica rapa (field mustard) is the source of this 1061-nucleotide messenger RNA. RefSeq names its product ras-related protein RABB1b. Gene Ontology annotation, molecular function: GTP binding; GTPase activity. NCBI's taxonomy places the organism in Eukaryota, Viridiplantae, Streptophyta, Magnoliopsida, Brassicales, Brassicaceae. The record is from RefSeq and is a predicted model, not a curated record.
AUAUUAUAUUUUUCCAUCGGGUCCCUCUAUUGUUUAAUAAUUAAGUAAAAAAGAUAGUAGUAUUAAAGAUGAGGAGGAGGAGGAGGAGAUAGAUAACUUCCCCAUCGAGAAACCUCGCCAAAUAAAAAACCGACAAAGCGCGUGCGUCGGUGACUUGUAACUCUCAAUCUCUUCUUCGAAAACAUCAUCAGAGCCGAGCCAUGUCUUACGAUUACCUCUUCAAGUACAUAAUCAUCGGCGACACAGGUGUGGGGAAAUCGUGCCUGCUUCUGCAGUUUACUGAUAAGAGGUUCCAGCCAGUCCACGAUCUCACCAUUGGUGUCGAGUUCGGUGCUCGUAUGGUCACCGUCGAUGGUCGUCCUAUCAAACUCCAAAUUUGGGAUACCGCUGGACAAGAGUCGUUUAGAUCCAUCACUAGGUCGUAUUACAGAGGAGCUGCUGGAGCUUUACUUGUCUACGACAUCACCAGGAGAGAGACGUUUAACCAUCUGGCGAGCUGGUUAGAGGAUGCUCGGCAACAUGCUAAUCCUAACAUGAGUAUUAUGCUGAUUGGGAACAAAUGCGAUCUUGCUCACAAGAGAGCUGUUAGCAAGGAGGAAGGAGAACAGUUUGCCAAAGAACAUGGACUCUUGUUCUUAGAAGCUUCUGCAAGAACAGCUCAGAACGUUGAGGAGGCCUUCAUAAAGACUGCAGGAAAGAUCCUCCAGAAUAUUCAGGACGGUGUCUUUGAUGUAUCCAACGAGUCAUCGGGCAUAAAGGUUGGUUACGGGCGUCCUCAAGGUGCAGCUGGAGGAAGAGACGGUGCGAUAGCACAGGGAGGUGGCUGUUGUGGUUAAAGAGACCUCAUGAUGUAUCUCAUGUAAUUUGGUGAUUCAUAAACUACUUUUGCUUUUAUUAAUCUCUGCAAAUGGAUACACCAGAUUGUAUAGUUUCUUUUUUUUUUCUCUUAUCUUCCUUGCCAAAAUACCAAACUGGUGCAUUUGAGAUCGUACACAGCCUGAUCUUUAUAAACCAAACAGGUGUUGUCAUCUUUUAAAUUAAUUUCUUACUUUGAACGUAAA